AAUAAGUUAUAUCAUCCUAUAAUAGAAAUUGCUAAUUUUCUUAAUCCUAAAAUUACUGGAUAUGGAUUACCAAAUAAUUUUAUGACAAUAAUUUCUACUUUUAUUUCUAAAUAUUAUUCUUAUAAUUCAUCAAUUAUUUGGCAACAAAUUAUUUAA
Messenger RNA from Scutellospora calospora, 156 nucleotides. NCBI's taxonomy places the organism in Eukaryota, Fungi, Glomeromycota, Glomeromycetes, Diversisporales, Gigasporaceae. The record is from the annotation of a GenBank genome assembly.